AUGGCUUUGAGUUUUGAAUCCUACAAGUGGAAGUAUGAUGUGUUCUUGAGCUUCAGAGGGGUUGACACACGUAGGAGUUUCACAAGCCAUCUCUACCAUGCUCUAUGCCAAAAGGGAGUUAAUACCUUCAUAGACUACAAGGAGCUUGAAAAGGGAGAGCAGAUUUCACAUUCAAUUCUCAGAGCUAUUGAAGGCUCUAGGAUCUCGGUUGUCAUAUUCUCCGAAAACUAUGCAUCUUCGGUUUCUUGCUUGGAUGAACUCGUUAAGAUCCUUGAGUGCAAGGAUUCCAAGGGGCAGCUGGUUUUGCCAGUCUUUUAUAAUGUGAAUCCAUUUCAACUAAGAGGUCAACAUGGAAGUUUUGCAGAAUAUUUAGCAAAACAUGAAGAGAAGUUCAGGGAUGAUAUCAACAAAGUGAAAAGGUGGAAAGCAGCUCUAUAUCAAGCUUCUACUUUGUAUGGGUGGCAUCUAGGAGAUGGGCAGGAAUCAAAGUUUGUGCAGAGAAUUGUUGAAGAGAUAAUGAAUAAACUGAACCGCAUACCUUUCAAUGUUGCUAAGCAUCCUGUUGGGCUGGAUUCACUAACUGAAGAUAUCAAAUCACUCUUAGAAGUUGGAUCAGGUGGUGUUCGGGCUAUAGGAAUUCAUGGAAUUGGUGGAAUAGGAAAAACAACACUUGUUAAGGCUGUUUACAACCAUAUUUCUCAUCUGUUUGAGGGUAGUGCCUUCAUUGCAAAUGUUAGAGAAAUUUCAAGCCAAAGGCAUGGCUUAGUUCAACUACAAGAAACUCUUCUCUCAGAGAUUUUAAGCCGCAGAGAUUUCAAAGUAGGCAAUAAAGAUAGAGGGAUUAAUCUGAUAAAGAACAGGCUCUGUUGCAAAAAGGUUCUCAUAGUUGUUGAUGAUGCUGAUUCAUUGGAGCAGCUGGAGUCAUUGGUUGGAGACUGCAGUUGGUUUGGAUCAGGAAGUAGGAUUGUCAUAACAACUAGAGAUGAGCAUUUGCUAAUUUCUCACAAUGUGGAAACUAACUACAAGGUGAAGGAAUUAAGCCAUGAACAUGCUCUUGAACUCUUUAGUUGGUUUGCUUUCAAAAAGCCAUGUCCUCCAUCAAAUUAUGAGGGGUUGUCCUCCCAAAUAUUAAACUAUGCCAAGGGCUUGCCGUUAGCACUAACAGUUUUGGGGGCUUACCUGUGUGGUAGAGGGAGAGCCGAGUGGAUAAGUGCGCUAGCUAAACUGAAAAAAACUCCAAAUAAACAAAUCUAUGCAGUACUUAAAAUCAGCUUUGAUGGGUUAGAAGAGGAUGAAAAGGCCAUUUUUCUGGAUAUUGCAUGUUUCUUCAAGGGAGAGGACAAAGACUAUGUGAAAAUGAUACUUGAUGCUUGUGACCUGCACUCGGAUAAUGGCUUUGGAGUUCUAAUGGAUAAGUCUCUCAUCACUAUGCAACUGAACAAGCUUUGGAUGCAUGAUCUGCUACAGGAAAUGGGCAAAGAAAUUGUAUGCCAAGAAUCUCCCCAAGAGCCUGGAAAACGUAGUAGGCUAUGGUUUCAUGAAGAUAUACUUCAUGUAUUAAACCAGAACACGGGAACUAACAACAUUGAAGGCAUAAAGCUUGACUUACCAGAACCGGAUAACAUAAAUGGUAAAGCCUUUGCAAAGAUGAAAAGACUUAGAAUUCUUGUGAUCAACAAUGCACUUGUUACUGAUGAAAUUCAAUUGUGUCAUUUUUAUGUAGCUAAUUAUCUAUUUUUUUCCCCUUGUCACUUUACUGAUGAUGUUUGUUUUCCUCAGAUAUUCAGAGACUUGAAACUUGUGUCUUUUAGCUGCUGUGAACACCUCACUGAAAUUCCAGACAUGUCAAUGGUCCCGAACCUUGAGAGUCUCAGCAUAGACAAUUGUAAAAGUCUAAUUAGGGUACAUGAAUCUGUAGGAACUCUUAAUAAGCUUGUUACUUUAAACCUUAUGUUCUGCUCCAAUCUCAAUACCCUUCCAACUCGUUUCAAGUUAAAGUCUCUUCGCAAUCUUCUCCUUACUGGCUGCUCAAAGCUAAGAAAGUUUCCUGAGAUCGUUGAGAAUAUGGAACAUCUUGAAGAAAUCCUUCUCCAAGGAACAGCUAUAAAAGAACUACCUCAAUCAAUUGAAUACCUAGUUGGGCUAAAAUCCUUAUUCCUAGAUUCUUGCCAGAACCUUGAACAUCUCCCCAGUAGCAUUCAGAAAUUGCAAUACCUUACUACUCUUAAUCUUAGUUACUGCUCUAAGCUUCAGGAGCUUCCAAAACUUCCACCAAAUACAAAAUAUUUAGACAUAAGUGAUUGUAGAUCUUUGGAAAGUUUUACAAUGUUGUCCAGCCCAUCAAAUGUUAUUGCUGAGGAUCUCUCAAGUUUUCAACAAAUGAGCUUCAUUAACUGCCAUAAACUGAUUAAUGAACAGGUCCAAUUCCACUUAACAAAUCUCUUCUACAAUGAGGUUGGUGCUUAAUGCUCACUGUAUUUAUAUCUUGUGUGUAUUCUUCCUACA
Messenger RNA from Arachis ipaensis, 2505 nucleotides. The record is from RefSeq and is a predicted model, not a curated record. NCBI's taxonomy places the organism in Eukaryota, Viridiplantae, Streptophyta, Magnoliopsida, Fabales, Fabaceae.